ACUGCGCUCCCGUCACCGUGAACGCGCACGACAGCGCGCCGCCGCCUGCCUGCUGUUGUUGGUUGUGUGCAGCCCGCCGUCGGUCAGCAGCGGUAGACAUGGCCGUCCUCAGCAAAAUACCACACAACUGCUACGAGAUCGGUCACACCUGGGACCCGUCGUGUGUGCAGUCCGCUGUGGACGUUGCCAGGAGUGCACUGGAGGUCUCCUUCAAAAUAUACGCCCCUCUUUACCUGAUAGCAGCCAUUCUAAGGAGAAGGAAGAAGGAUUACUACAUUAAAAGGCUUCUCCCAGAGAUCUUUUGGUCUACCUCUUUCCUCACUGCCAAUGGAGGUCUCUACAUUGUUUUCUUUUGCAUUCUCAGGAAAUUGUUGGGAGGAUUCCACUCCUGGUCGGCUGGGUUUGGCUCGGCACUGCCUGCCUCCUAUAUCGCCAUCCUCCUGGAGCGCAAGAGCAGGAGAGGGCUGCUGACAAUAUACAUGACAAAUCUUGCCACUGAGACUUUGUUCCGCAUGGCGGUGACAAGAGGCGCCAUCAAACCCAUCAGACAUGGCGAGGUGCUCUUGUUCUGCAUAACUGCAUCGCUCUACAUGUACUUCUUCAGGAGUAAAGAUGGUCUCAAAGGCUUUGCAUUCUCUGCAUUGAAGUUCAUCAUUGGGAAAGAAGAGAUUCCAACUCACUCUGUCGUGGGAGAACAGAUCUGCACAAGGUCCCUCGAGAGGGCAGCUGCCGUAGAGGCCGAGGACUCACAGGCGUCUAGAGAAAGGCCCUGCUCCAGGAGCAAAACUCUGGUGGCCCACAUCAGGGAACUGCUGCAAUCAAUAUGCAAAAAGGGUCCAAGGCACAGAUGCUGUAAGCAUUACCAAGACAACUGCAUUUCCUACUGUGUGAAAGGUUUUGUCAGGAUGUUCAGUGUUGGCUUCCUGAUUCAGUGUUGUCUUAAAGUGCCUUCAGCAUUCAGGUACAUGUUUACGAAACCCUCACGGCUCCUGUCCCUCUUCUACAACAAGGAAAACUUCCAGCUAGGGGCCUUUCUAGGAUCUUUCGUCAGUAUCUAUAAGGGAACAAGCUGCUUGCUGCGUUGGCUGCGCAACAUUGAUGAUGAACUCCAUGCACUGAUUGCUGGCUUCCUGGCUGGUAUGUCCAUGUUCUUCUACAAAAGCACGUCAAUAUCCAUGUAUCUCUUCUCUAAGCUGGUGGAGACCAUGUACUUCAAGGGCAUUGAGUCAGGACGGUUCCCUUACUUUCCUCAUGCUGACACGGUCCUGUAUGCCAUCUCCACUGCUAUCUGUUUCCAAGCUGCUGUGAUGGAAGUGCAGAACCUCAGGCCAACAUACUGGAAGUUCCUGCUGCGUUUAACGAAGGGCAGGUUUGCUCUGAUGAACCGACAGAUGCUAGACGUGUUUGGGACUCAAGCCUCCCAGGACUUCAAAGGCUUUGCUCCAAAACUGGACCCUCGUUACACCACGAUGCUUCCACCGGGAGCCGACAUCCAGCUCGGUUGAGUUGGGAGCAGGAUGUGGGAGGGCCUUUCAGGGUUACCUCAACAGGAAAUGGACAGGUUGUCUGUUAUUUCUGAGUAACUUAAAGAUUUUUCUGACUGUGUUAUUACAGCUCAGAAGAAGGGAUGUGCUUUGGAGAAUGUUAAGCAGGGUGUCAUGAGUUUCAAUGGUGGUGCUGCACAAGCACAUUUACUGGCUGGGCUUAUAUGAAAACAGGUAACUGAUCAAAUAAAUAUAAUGCAUAGAGAAGUAUUUACUAUUAAUAACUGAUUAUUAUUAUUCAUACUUAUUAUAUUGUGUCAGAAAUUUCCCAUUUGCUUUUGGCACAGUGACAUUACCUGUUCUGUAAGAUAUGGAAGGUAGUAAUAAGGUCAAAUAACCUUAUUGCUAUUCUGAUGGUUGCUCUCCCAACAGGGUGAAACUCACUAAUCUUUUACUGUUAAUAAGAGAAAGAAUUCGGGCUCAUUACUCCUUCAUAAUUUCUGAAUGUGUACUAUUUAAAUUGGUGUAAGUGAUAUAUGUAAUUAUUUUAUUCUAUAGUGGGACAAUGGGAGAUGUAUUUACAUUGGGAUAUAUGAUGUGAAGGACAGGUGUGAAAGUCACCAUUUCUAACAAGUUACUCAAAUUGAUUGAUUGUGUUUUAAAAUGCAAGUUUUACCAAACCUCAUGAUAGUGUUUAUUUUUUAUUUUUAAUAACUACUUGACAAUAAUGAUUACAAUCAAGUGAGUCACCUUUAUAGAUGAUGUGGUCAAGGAAGCAUUCAGAACCAUGGUGAAUAUGGAUAUUUCUUUUGUGGAGAAGAUGGUGUAGCAUGAUCAACAUGGUUUGGUAAUUUGUCAGUUUCUAAGACUAAGUUACUGUUAAUUAAGUGAUGAAAAUACCUAUAAUUACACCUUGAAGACACAAAGAUCAGGUAUGUAUGUGUGUGUGUAUAUAUAUAUAUAUAUAUAGAGAGAGAGAGAGAGAGCUAAGUAAACAUUUGUAAAUCACACAGACACACAAGAAACCAGGUUAUUGGUGAAGACAGGAAAUCUAAAUAUGUUUACUACACAUGCUGCAAAUCACUUUCAAGCCUGCAUAUAUAUAUAUAUAUAUAUAUAUUUAAAAAAAAAUCAAAUUGGAAAAAUAACGGUCUCGAAGAAAGGUUGAUGGUGCCAUUUUUCCAAAUUGUGUGCAUAUGUCUUAAUUCACUAGUCUGCUUUUAACUGCAAACAAACUCAUUUUCGACAUCAUUAUUUUAGUUUUUUAUUCAGUCUUAAAUUAUUUUGAUUGAAUGUACAGCUAUAAGUAAUGGUCUUUCCAUUACUCCCACUGUCCUGCUGUCACAGGGAUACUUCCCGAGCCCUCAGUUUGGUUCAUUAUUGUAACCCACUUUGUUUCUUUUCCACCUCUGGUUUACAGUAAAAUACACAUGUGCUGCCUUUUUAAUGCAGACACUGUUUCAAUAUCAUGAGAAAGAGUUUGAGCAGAGAAUUGGCUUCUAAGUUUAGAAACAUGUUUAUUUACCAAUGUACAUUAGCCAAUAUUUUGUAUAUAUACUGUAUAUAUGCAAGGGAGACUAAAUACCACAAAAUAUAUUUUAUACAGUCAUUGAAUUAUUAGUCAACCUAAUCAAUCCUUUACAUUUCGUUUGAGUUUCAAAAUUACAUCUUUACAGCUGAAUAUUAAAUAUUUACUAAUUCAUUCAUUAUCUGGUUCAUGUGAGCUCAUAAAAUAGAGAAAGAUCAUGUUGUCUGUUUGCAUUUUAAUCAAGAUUCCAUGAUGAACUCAUGGCUUAAAAUCUACAUUGAUUGAAACUUAGUUUACUGGGGUGUUUGGGGCCACAUUGAAGCAUUUCCUGAAGACAAUGAAGAAUCUAUCUGCAAAUAAAAAGCAACGCUAAAUCCA
Cyclopterus lumpus (lumpfish) is the source of this 3390-nucleotide messenger RNA. It is a transcript of the gene tmem135, whose product is annotated as transmembrane protein 135. The transcript has 15 exons. The coding region runs from base 99 to 1505 and encodes 468 amino acids. The record is from RefSeq and is a predicted model, not a curated record. Lineage: Eukaryota; Metazoa; Chordata; Actinopteri; Perciformes; Cyclopteridae.